Molecule: messenger RNA, 3316 nt
Organism: Chara braunii
Lineage: Eukaryota; Viridiplantae; Streptophyta; Charophyceae; Charales; Characeae
Source: the annotation of a GenBank genome assembly
AGGGAUGAAAGGCGUGGCCAACAGCUGGCCUGCCGGUAGGCGGGCGAAAAUUCUCCGGCUGCAAUUCUUUGCAAGUUUAUAGUGUAUACCGAACAAUCAAUCAUCUGGAGUCGGAAAAAGGUUCAUCAAACAUGCCGCCCAAGCAAAUUCGAAUUCCUGACCUCCUUAGGGCCAGUAAGCCCACGUCCGCACUUGGGGGUGCUGAUGUGGCGUUGCCAAAACUAGCUGGUGCUGACGUGGCAUCGAGGAAACUUGUGGGCUCUGACGUGGUCUCAGCCAGGGGGAAGAGAUCUCGGGGAAUCGCUUUAGAAGGUGAUGGCGCCGUUGUUGAGUUUGGCAAUUCCGCAACAGCGGAUAUCGUGGGAGGUGACGAUGUGGCGCUCUUACCUGAGAGGAAGAGGGCUCGGCGUCAGAUUGUCCSGACGAUGGCGGCGGCCCACUCUCUGAAGUCUCGCCCGCGGGGAGGAGAGGAGUGCGCGAGAAAGGAGUUGCAAAGCAGCGCAUGCAAGAAGAGAGAUGCUGAGGUGCCAACGAGAACGGUCAGUGCACGGAGACGCUUGUCCUCGGAGCAUGGCGGCACGGGGAGUGCUGUGGAAGGAAGCUCCUCAGCAGCAGCUGAUAUAGGUGAUGACGAGCCCRAUUCGGAAGCAACUGGACAGGUAAUGGGAGGGGAUCCAUCCACGUCGACUUCUUGUUCGGCAAUCCUCCAAGGGGGAGGAGUCACUCCUGAACAGUUGCGAGCUGCCCUUAGCAGGCGCCUGACCACUGAGAAUGGGGAACUCCAAAUUUCCGACGAAAGAAGAGAGAAUUUGCUGGAGCAGCAAUAUGGGGGUUCUCCACCGUCAGAUGUGGCAGCUGUCAAGCGGGAACCCUCUCAAACUAUGUCUGAUGUUGGGAAAGCCGGCAAUGCCGUUCGGGUGGAGGAGGGAGCAGGACGAGGAAGGAUGCCUAUUAGCACCCGGAGAUCUGGCUCUGUUGCUGAAUCGCCUUCCACAUCAGCACCGAGCUCGCCUCGGGGGGCGAGUCCACGCCAGAUUCGCACCAGCCCGCGUCAUCAUCUUCCGCCCAAGCCCGUCGUAGAUGUUCGUGCUGCACCUUCUUCCCCAAAGGCUGUUCUUGAUCGUGGGCGAGGAGGCAAGCCAUUACAGAGCUCGUUGGACGGAUGGGCGCGAGUGCAGAAGGGUCCAACUCCUUUGCGCAACUACGGCAGUAGGGGGAGUUUGAUGGCUGCCCUUGUGCUGGGGAAAUGUGGUCCUCCCACUCCACCUAUCAAGUCCACACCGACGGGGGCGGUGAGGGAGUUGGGUGCUGCCGAAGAAUGCGAAGGGGUUUCUGAGACAAGUAGGAAUUCAGCAGUGACGGAGGAUGCUCCUGGCAAAGAGAGUGGAGGGUCCUCGCCUCGACGCGAUGGAAUCUUGGGCUGGGCUAGACGUGUCACCCGGCAAGGAGUGAAAGGAGGUAUGACAAGUCCCGAGCGGGGGCCCAGGAGGGAAGGAGGGGCGGUAGGAAAGAGCGGUUCCCCAACCCUCCUCAAGAAGCCAGCGUCAAUGCGAGAUGCAGAGCCGGCAGUACAGGGUGUGAGAUCUUCUGGCAAAUUGCCUGCCAAGCGCUUUCUUAAAAGCCAUCUUGCUCAGAUAGUUCACGUCUGUCCGGAGUCUAUUCAAUUGGAGUAUGUUAGGAGGCAGGCUCCUGGAGUGGGUUUGGGAGGCAGUGGCAUCCCGUCAACCCCUUCAGGCCCAUGGGAGCUGGUGAUUGACCUCCUGCCACCACAGACAGAAUCCAUGGCGCAAACCGAGGGAUCUGGAGAUGUCGAAGAUGGAAGGUCGAGAAGACAAGUGCAGAGUCCCCACAAAAGGCAGGAUAUUGGAUGGAUGGAGCAGAACCGGCGCAGGAAAGAGAUUUUCCGAAUACGGCUGGUCAAUAUCUUAAACGAGCAUGGCGAGGAUUAUGAUAUUCCUCAGGCACCUCUUCCAAGAGCUCCGCCUUCAAGUACCAACAACACCCCUUCGCGAUCAAGACCACAAACUCCCUCUCAGCGGUCUUACCCUUGUACGCCUUCGAUAUGCAGCCCCCCUUUAUGUCCUGCCGAGCCCACGACAACUCCAAGGCCUUUGUCAAUAUCAGCACAGGGGGACUCAAUCGUCGACAACCAGUCCUCUUGUGUAAAGAGCAGUGCGCGGCGCUCAUUGUUCAAAAUGGGCGAUUUGGAUUCUUCCUUACCUCGGCUCGCCCAGUCGCGAGGGAUGCAAGAUUCCUUACCCGUCUCUUCCCUUGCCUAUACUUCCUCACCGGCAGGACAGGAGUCUGGUCUCUCCUCUGUGUCGAGGUCAUCCCCUUCUCUGCGAGCCUUGUCCCCAUCAUCUGUGCGGACGAGGUCGCAGUCAUUAGUUGAAGCAAAUUUAGCUACUUCCACGACCAGUACAGAUCUGAGGCCACAACUGCAAAAGCAAUAUUCCCAAAGUCAGCGCAGAGACCUGGAUGCCAGAGCGCCACCAAACUUGGGAUACCUUGCGUCAUUGGCAGAGGCAGAGCAAAGUGCAGGUGCCAAUGCUUGUGCUGUUGGGAGUGGGACUGGGAUGAUGACCAGAGUCAGGUGCAGGAGGGGCCUUUCAUUUGCGUUUGCGAAUGUGGCAGGGAAUGAAGGCGUGGCGGCUGUGGGUGAAGGGUCGAGUCCUGGGCAAGAUUCAGAAAAGCAAUCAAUGCCGGGGAAGGAAGGGAAUGAGUGUUCAGAAUGGAAGGUCUCGGAGACCACAGAUGUGUCACUGUGGCCCAGUCACAAGAUUGCCACGAAUGGAUCUUCAGAAGUUAGCACCAGGUCUGCAGUGGAGGAUUCUCGUUUGACACUAUCUCAAAGUGGAAAUGAAAGUGAUGAUGACAGGGCUGCCAUCAUGCGAAGCUUGCCACGAGCUCUCUUGCAGUCGGUUGAAGAUAGGAGUCGGCGGAUUGCGGAAGAUACCAGUGACAUAGCAAUUAAGCGUCGCAAGCAACGGAUGGCCAUGAGUGAGCUUCCACGCUUGUUCGACAUGGUUCUGAGCAUAUACAAGUCCGCAAACCGCACAGUCAUGUCAAGGGAUGACCUCCUCAAUCGUCUAUGCAAGUGCCACUGCAAGUUGACAAGCAAAGGUAAAAUGUUUGCAAAAGAUUCUCAUCGCCCCUGAGGCCCUCUUCCCUCUAUUUAGAUCAAUCCAUGAGCUAACAUGUCCACCCUUCCCGAGGACUUGAGGAUAUGGGAGAAUUGCAGCCUGCACGUAAUAGAAUGCCUAACUUCUGCUCAUCUCGAACUACUUCCUCCUUUAAAUGAAGGUCGCGUUUGACG